CAGCAUAUUUGCAUUCUAUGUCUGUUAAACAAACUUGCACAUGGAAAUGGGAAUCUUUCUUGCUUUUAAGGUUAGGAGUGCCUUUCACACUCUUUAAUGGUUUGGAAUGAUGUUGGGGUGGCCAAAUGACAAUUAAAAAUUGCGCCUCCUACCGUAAAGAGAUUCGCUUCACCUACUACUGCUUCGUUCAAUCCGGUGAGUCUCCUAAAUGUUCUCUGAAAACAACAAGAGAAGAUGAUUUCUGAUUUUUUCCCUCAAGAAGUUGUAGCUGAUAUUCUGUUAAGACUGCCUGACAAGACACUUGGAAAUUGCUUGUGCGUCUGCAAAUCAUGGUACACCUUCAUCACCAGCCCUACUUUCAUCGCCAAGCAUUUUAACAAAAGAAAAAACAAUGGCCGUCGCCUUCUCUUCAGGCAGUUCUAUGCCUCCAACAGAGUAUGCUACUCUUUUCAUGUUGACAACUCCUCUUUCGUUAAAUGUCAAGAUUUGUACUUCCCACUUCAAAGUUUCCGACAUUCGCGGGUAGUUGGUUCUUGCAAUGGCGUUCUGUGCUUAUCCGAAUCUAUCUUGAUCAGGACCUGCAAAAUCUUUCUCUGGAACCCGACGAUACGAAAGUUUCUCUCCCUCCCACCUCCCCCUGUGUCUUUCAGUCAUUACAGCACACAUGUGUAUGACCUUGGUUUUGGCUUUGAUUGCCUCUCUGAUGAUUAUAAGGUCGUAGUGCUUUGGUUUCCCAAGAGAGAACAUGGAAAUGCCUCUCCUUCGCGUCCUCAGGUUUUUGUUUACUCUCUUAGCACCAAUUCCUGGAGAAACAUUAGUGCUAUGGCACUUCCCCCCUUUAAAGUGGUCCGAUUUCACAUGACACAAGCUUAUGUGAAUGGCGCUAUUCAUUGGGUUGCCUCUGGCGGGAUCAAUCGACUUACAGAUGAUGAGUUGCAUAGUGAUUUCAUUCUAAGGUUCAAUGUGUCCGAUGAGAGGUUCGAUAGAAUGUGUCUUCCAAAGUGUUCUGCUACCAAUGGGACAUGGAAAUUGGUUGCCUCAAGCUUACACAAACAGCUCUCAGCUGCGCGGUAUGAUAGAGACAGGCUCCAUUUUGACUGCUCAAUAUGGACGAUGAAGGAGUAUGGUGUCUCAGAGUCUUGGACCAUGCCACAUAUGGUUAGUCUGGGACCAACAGGCAGGAACAGGCGUUGGACGUGUGUUUUAGGCUCGAUGGGAGAUGGUGACCUGAUAUUGUUCAGGGACAUGGACCAGCUAUAUUCAUAUGAACCUGUGAGUGGGCGCUUGAGACAUCUUGGAAUUUACGGAUUAGAAGGCUCUUCUUAUUUGAACAACUUCACAGAGAGCAUAGCGUUGCUUGGUCAAGGGAAAACAAUCUUGAAUGAAAAUGUGGUGGAGAGCUUAGUUUUGCCAAGUCAAGUGAGUAAAAACAUGGAAGAAGAGAACAAUCAAUCGAAAACCAGAAAGAGAAGUGGACGAAAUGUGACUGGAUUUCUUAGAAAAUGCAUAUAUCUGAUACAGAAGGGCUGUAAUAAGCAAGGUACUGAUCAACAUAUAUGAUUACUUCCAGCUUUGUUGCAAGAAACUCCAAACCUAGCGGAGGGACUUGCUUUGGAUGAUAUGCUUCUUGUGGAGGGAUCAGAAGAAACAACAUUCAGAAAUCAGAACCACUUGAGGGACCAAGUGAGGAGGUUCUCUUAUAGGUUUGCAAUCCCAUUUUUCUGGGUGUUUUUUUUUUUUUUGGUAUUAGAAAUAUUUGCUACUAGACUCUUCACUCUACCCUGUCAUGUUCAAGUAUUUGCAUUAAGAAGCUUUUCCAUACAUUUCUAAGCUGUUCACUCGUCAUUUUCAAAUACUUGCUAACAUAACAUAUAUAGGGCUACACUACAAGACGUCCUCAAUUAGGGAUGAUUGGUGAUUGUUUGUUGAUGGACUUGGAUUUAGCUUCAGAGUAAUGUUUACAUUUGAUUUGGACUGGAAUUUGACAAGUGUGUAUCCCUUGCAAUUUAAUGUUGGAUCUACUUGGUAUUUCUCUGACUCAAAUCCUUCAGCUUCGAACUGUCUUGUGUUAAGAGCAAAACAACAAAAGAAGAUCAAAUUAUACAAAAAAAAAAAACAGUUAUAAGUAGCUCUAAUUAAACUUACCUUACCGAGUAGACACUUUUUAAGAAAUUACAGAACCUGCAUAUAAGAAUGCCCAAUAGUUAUGAAAGUAGCCAGAAACAAUAUGCUUGUUAGCCUAUUAACUGCUAACUAUAGAAACCAUAUGAACGUGUGUGUGUGUAUAUAUAUAUAUAUAAUAGAAACCAACGAUCGAACACACAUAAGAGAUUAGAGAGGACUCAGAAAGUCGGUGACUGUCGGCAAGGCAAUAAUAAUAUUGCCAAUACGCACGACGAGCGAACCAAGACCAAUAUCUUCAUCGUCCACCGUUAGAGAAACUAAGCAAUAUCAUAUACAGCUACGUUAGAGAAACACAGACAUAAAUUUUAUGACAGUAAGGUGUAAGGGAGAGAUCUUUUGUUUUCCCUGUGAAUGUAAUGGGAA
Molecule: messenger RNA, 2547 nt
Organism: Tripterygium wilfordii
Lineage: Eukaryota; Viridiplantae; Streptophyta; Magnoliopsida; Celastrales; Celastraceae
Product: F-box protein CPR1-like
Exons: 1
Coding region: 235-1560 (441 amino acids)
Molecular function (GO): protein binding
Source: RefSeq, a predicted model, not a curated record